UACUAUUCUGGUUCUUGACGCGAGUGGAGGCAGCAACAUGGUUAACAAAAUAAGGAAGGUUACGCACUGCAUCUUCGAUAUGGAUGGACUCUUGCUGGAUACAGAGUACAUCUACCAGAAUAUUUUACGAGAUCUGGUUGAAUCGUACGGAUCGUCUUACCCAUGGGACACCCAAAUGAAGAUCAUGGGAACAACCGAACAGAAAACCGUUUCGAUCAUCGUCAACGACCUGAAACUGACCUGUACGGAGGAAGAGUUUUUGAAAAAGUAUCGCCAGAGACAGUUGGUGGAACUCGCCAACGCUCGUCUGAUGAGAGGUGCCGAACGUCUAAUCCUACACCUAAGCGAGAACCACAUUCCCAUCGCGGUGGCCACCAGCUCCGGAGCGAGUGCCGUUGAGGUGAAAACGAAGAACCACAGGGACGUAUUCGAUCUUUUCGACCACACAGUGAUGGGCUCGUCGGACGCCGGUGUGCUGGAGGGAAAACCUGCGCCGGAUAUCUUCCUGGUGGCCGCCGCCCGCUUCCCCGAUCAUCCGUGUCCGGAACAGUGUCUGGUGUUUGAGGAUGCCCCGAACGGUGUGGAGGCGGCAGUGUCCGCUGGGAUGCAGGUCGUCAUGGUACCGGAUCGUAGCAUACAGCCCGAACUACGGAAGCAUGCCACCGUUGUGUUGGAUUCGUUGGAGGAUUUCCAACCGGAGCUGUUCGGGCUGCCUGCUUUCAGGUAAGAAGGGUUUUAGAUAGAGCUUUAAAUUAGCGU
Ochlerotatus camptorhynchus is the source of this 759-nucleotide messenger RNA. RefSeq names its product probable pseudouridine-5'-phosphatase. Lineage: Eukaryota; Metazoa; Arthropoda; Insecta; Diptera; Culicidae. The transcript has 4 exons. Gene Ontology annotation, molecular function: phosphatase activity. The record is from RefSeq and is a predicted model, not a curated record. Bases 38 to 727 code for a protein of 229 amino acids.